AUUUAGGGGCGGCAUUGUACCCGAAAAGUAUUUUUUCUGAUAGCACCUGAACACAACACAAGAUGAGCAGGGUUUCUUGUGUCAUGACGCGCAGUCCUUGGAGGCGUGAGUCUGAGGAAAUCAGCUGGGGAAACAACAACAGAAAAGGAGGUGACUCAGACCAGACAUAUAUUUAGCCCGGUCAUGUUUACAUUUUUUUUGUAAAAAGUGCUCCGAUUAUAAAUAACAACAGCAUCUUAUCAGGUCUGCAGCAGCGAGUGUGUGCUUGCUGAGGUCUGAGAGACGCUGGAUUACAGAGGCAGCGAGGGGAAGUGAAAGGUAGAGGAUGUGACAGGGCAGAGGUCCUGCAUUUAUAUGAGCUCUUUGACAAACAGCUGGACCCCUGCGACCACCUCUGCAUUAUCUCCACGCGUAUUUGUCCGGUUUCACAGACCGGCUAAUCCCCCAGCAGAGUGGCAUGUGGGUCAACUCCGGAACCGUCGGAAGGGCCCUCUCCAUGGAUAUAGACACAGACUAUGAGCGGCCCAAUGUGGAAACCAUAAAAUGUGUGGUGGUAGGGGAUAAUGCAGUAGGCAAGACCAGGCUAAUCUGUGCCCGGGCCUGCAAUGCCACCCUCACACAGUAUCAGCUGCUUGCCACCCACGUGCCAACCGUCUGGGCCAUCGACCAGUACCGUGUAUGCCAGGAGGUGUUGGAGAGAUCUCGUGAUGUAGUGGAUGAAGUCAGUGUGUCCCUGAGGCUGUGGGACACAUUUGGGGAUCAUCACAAAGACAGAAGAUUUGCCUAUGGCAGGUCUGAUGUUGUUGUGCUUUGCUUCUCUCUGGCAAAUCCCAAUUCCCUGCGCCAUGUACGCACCAUGUGGUUCCCGGAGAUUAAGCACUUUUGUCCCCGGACACCCAUCAUUCUGGUUGGCUGCCAGCUGGAUCUGCGCUAUGCCGACCUGGAUGCAGUUAACCGUGCACGACGACCACUAGCCAAACCGAUCAAACCUACUGAUAUCCUUCCCCCGGAGAGAGGCCAUGAAGUGGCAAAGGAACUUGGGAUUCCUUACUUUGAGACCAGCAUUGUUGCCCAGUUUGGAGUCAAAGAUGUUUUUGACAAUGCCAUCCGAGCCGCCCUCAUCUCCCGUCGUCACCUGCAGUUCUGGAAGUCCCACCUGAAAAGGGUCCAGAGGCCUCUCCUCCAGGCCCCCUUCCUGCCUCCCCGCCCACCUCGCCCCAUCGUGGGCAUCCCAGACCCCCCUCCCACAGAUGGCGAAGGCCCAGAUUCCCUUUUCUGCCAGCCACUGUGUACAGAUGUUCUUUUUCUUCUGCAUGGUGGUGCCACUCGCGUAUUUGCACACAAAGUAUAUCUGGCUACUUCCUGCUCAAAGUUUAAUGACCUCUUUACUCUUGAUCUUGGUGGAUCCUGCAUGGUGUCACAGGGGGAGGAGCAGGAGAGGAAGGACAACUUGGAGAGUGGGGAGGAAGAUGAACAGAGCAGGAGAGGAGCCAAGGAGCAAGCUGGGCGCACCAAGAGCCUGGACAUUGAUAAAGAUGGGGCUGAUGGAGGGGUUCACGGCCUGAAUCGCCCCCAGCUGCUGCAGCAGGGCUCUCUGAGGACUUCACAGAGUGAUAAUGCACUCCCCUCUCGAGCCCACUACUCCCUGGGAGCACUAGGGACUGGCCGUGCACUUUCAGGAUGGGGAAGGGGGUUCCUGAGUGUGUGUCUGGAGCAUGUUGAUGAUCCCAUGACUGGACAACCACGACUCAUGACUGUGGUAGCCAUGGAUGCACUUAUACAGGAAGAACCAUUCAAGGCAGUGCUUCAGUACCUGUACACAGGCAGUCUGGAUGAGGGCAGGGGGGAUCUGAUGCAGAUAGCCACCAUCGCAGAGCUACUUGAGGUGUUUGACCUCCGGAUGAUGGUUGCCAAUGUUCUCAACAGAGAGAGCUUCAUGAACCAGGAGAUCACCAAGGCGUUCCACGUCCGCAGAGCCAACCGUAUCAAGGAGUGUCUCAAUAAAGGGACCUUUGCUGAUGUGGUGUUCCGCCUGGAUGAUGGCUGCCUCCCGGCUCACAAGCCCCUGCUCAUCUCCAGCUGCAACUGGAUGGCUGCCAUGUUCCGUGGCUCUUUCAUGGAAAGCUACAUUGAGGAGGUCUCCAUCCCUAACACCAGCGAAGCCUGUAUGCGCGGGGUGUUGGAGUUCCUGUACUGCAGUCUGCUGACACCUUCUCCUGGGCUGGAGCCCAUGGAGCUCAUUAUUCUCGCCAACCGUCUGUGUUUGCCCCGCCUUGUCGCCCUCACAGAACAGCACGCUGUGGAUGAGCUUCUCCAGUUGUCAGCGAAGGGAGGUGACAUCGAUGGACAAGUGUUGGCUUACCUCGAGCUUGCACAGUUCCACAAUGCCAAGCAACUAUCAGCUUGGUGUCUCCAUCACAUCUGCACAAAUUACAAUAGCAUCUGCCGCAAGUUCCCCAAAGAAAUGAAGGUCAUGUCUCCAGAUAACCAGAGGCACUUUGAGAAGCAGCGCUGGCCUCCUGUGUGGUUCCUGAAGGAGGAGGACCGCUAUCUGCGCUCACAGAAAGAGCGCGAGCGUGAGGAGGAGAUCUUACGCAAGCAGCACACCAAACGGGGCUGGUGUUUCUGGAAACAUCCGUCCUCCUCUCCCCACGUCUCCUAAACGGUUUCUCCCAUACUGUUCUUCAUCCUGACCCGGAUCAUCCUAGCCCUGAAUAACUAACCCCCCCUGUAACACAUAUAGAGGAUGUGGCUUUGAGUCCUCCAGCAGUGGCGAAAUGACUCUCAGUGCUACUACGCCUGAAUGUCAGCAUGUUUGGGGGAAUGUAUGUGCCUCUUUAUAAUUGUGGGUGACUUCAUGAGUGCAUUUUGGUAAGCUUGUGUGAAAAGUUAGGAUUUAACUAAAGGGUAUGUGCGUUGAUGUGUGAGUGUAUGUUUGUGGUUGGAAUGAUCGAGUAAUGCUUCCGAGUUUAUGCUUCCCAAACGCCCUGAUCUAUAAGGGCAGCAGCGUUGCAUUGCAGCCCCUUGUCCCCUUCACAAGAGCUCCGCCCCCCCACCAGCACUCACAGUGUCCCAGCCUUUGAGUGAUUGGACAGGGACCAAGGGCUCUUUAUCUCUCUCAGUCUCCUUCCUUCACAUUGACCUUAAUGACUAUACACAUUAACCACUGCUGCUUCUCUCUGGAAGCUUACCUCUGCCUUCACUUCUACGCAGACUGUUAGCUUGCACAUGCAGACUGGUGCAAAAGAUCCUGCGCUUUAAAACCAGCACUGGAAUCCCAGGAACUGACACUUAACAAUGUAAUUAUUAUACUAUAUUAUUUGAUAUUAUUUGAUCUUUUUAUCUGCACCUUCUUGGACACUUAUCAGGGGAAAUGACACACUACUCCCAGGAAGUGAACCUUGAUUACCAUUGCAACGAUGGGACUGUUCAUCUGGAGCCUUAGUUUGGUAACCCUAAAUCUGUUGGCAAUUCGGGAUGCUCCAGUCAGAAGGCUUGAUCAUAGCUAUUAGCCUCCAGUCUAGUAUUGAAGUGGUCCUUGGUGUUCAUCAUCCACCCCUGCAACUCCCACCGCCUCCUCCUGCACACCACAUGCGCAUAAAUGAGAAACACAAGCUCUCCUUGGUUGGAUUCACCAAUAUGCACUUCAGAGACAUUGAAAGUGACCACUCUAUAGCAAUGAUGGGGGUAAAGAGGGCUCGCCUUACUCGAUGCCUCUGCCAUUGAGGAAUGAUGGAUGCAGUAUUAAACAAAUGUGCGUGUUACGUCCAUUGCACCUCAGCCAGCCUGCCUUUACACCACUACACCACUAGGGGCAGCACUGCUCAGGGCCCCGGCACUAACCUUCACACUAACAGGAGUUUUUGUGCCUGCGCUUGCGUUACUCUAGUUUAAGUUAUUGAGUUUAGUAUAACUUAAAUCCUUGCAGAGUGUUGAGAGAAGGCUAAGGCCCAGUGUUAAUAGUGCAUUUUAAAAACUGAGUUAAUGUGACUAUUCAUUUUCACGUAAUUCUGAAAACCAAAGCUGUGAUUGUUUUGAUCGUUUUCUUUCUCACUUCCCUCUUUUCUGAUUCCCUGCUUCCUAUAGGGAUGGAGGAGAAAAGAGUAAGUGGCUUGUGGGGGAUGGAGGCCGUAUGGUAUUUUAAUCCCUUCUCGUGGUGUUUUCAGCCUGUGGUGUCAGGAGAAAUUUAUAACUGCUGGACAUUGCCUUCCAUUUGUUUUGCUGGAAUUGAAAAUGGUGCUUAAGACACAAUAAGACAGUAUGCACAUGAACAAACACACAAACAUUGGAUUUUAUGUUCACAGUUUAGCAUGUAUCUAGUUGUUUAGUGUUGGCCUGCGAUUAACGGGCAACAUAUUAAUGAUGGUAUUCAACUUUGUCAUUGUUUGACCUUACAUUUUCUUCUCCAAAUGCUAGUCUCUAAGAGGUCUUAAUAGGUUGUUCAUUUUAGAAUGUGUAGAUUUCUCAUUUUACAUACAGUGGUAACAACUUUAAAGGGUUUGAAAUCCUACUGAAUUCAAAAACAUUGGUGUGUUCGGUUAUGCUUCAUUGUUAACCAGGAAAAUAAUAUGACCUUAGAUUGAAUUUGAAAUUGUGAGUUCCUCUCAAAGGAUUUGAUAUAUUUCUGCAGAUGAAAGCAAAUGAUUUUCUCGUUAAGGGUGCUAAUUUCUUUGGGAUUCAUCACUGAAUGUGAAAAUGAGACUUUGCUGCGGCAAGUUUUUGCCAUUAGCAUGUUGUUCUAUUUGUGGGUUUGCACCCCUCAGCUUUAACCAGGCAACGGUAGGAGAUAGAGAGAUGGUGUUAGACAUGUGGUGCAUUCUGACGAUCACCAUGGGAGGUAUGUUAAAGUCAUUGUCGGCUACAGAAAUAGAAGUCAGACAGGAUCCCACGAGACCCAAGUGAGAUUGAGCUGAUUCCUUUCAGAAAAGAGUGAAAGUGGUGGAACAAUUUAACAAGUCUCAGCCAGCAUUACAUGCAACCUACAUAAUUUGGAUGUACUACCGUUUCAAAUUCAUCCCAUUGCAUUGCUUUGGGAAUUAAGAAAUAAAAUAAAGGCUUGGACAGUUUCUGAUUGACUUCCAUGGGCACCUUUUAGUUUCUAAUAGAAGGGGUGGCUAUUAGCUUUGGCUUAUUGAUGGUUGGAAUGACCCAUUAAGACUCUUCUUGUGGUCUGUGUGCCUUAUAGUUGGACAAAACAAAAAAUUAGAUUGGGAUUUUAGCGAGAUCUUAGUUUAAACACGCAGACAGGUGCUGCAGUGUUUGACAUGAUGGAUACAGUGUACAAUGUUCAUGAUAGUUUAAGAGCUGUAAAAUGGAUGACCGUGUUGCUAUAUACACUCUUAGCCAUUAUAGUUCCUGAGGGGAUUUUUGAGCCAACUGGCGCCAUGCCUGUGGACAAUAUGCAGGCCUGCUGCUGGUUUAUAUGCAGACAAAUGGCCUUAAAUGAAACUCUUUGUAGAGUGUAGUACAGUAGGUUCGACUAAUCAUAUAGCCUUGAAUAAGCAUGUUUUCCAGAUUGGUAAUAAAGUGGAUGAACAAUGACACCAUGGUUGGACAUUUCCACUGUUGAUUGAGAGGUAGUGAUACAAUUGGACUUACAGGUUGAUUCCUAUACUGUAACUUCAAAACCACUGACUUUGAGAAAACAAAGCUUUUUAAUGAGCACUGGCUGGCCUGUGUGCUGGAAAAGUGCUACUACUUUAACAUUGUGGUUGAUUUGCAUGGUGGCCUAACUUUGUCAUUAUAAUGACACUUGGUGUUGGAAUGCACUUUCUUCUUUUUUUGUAUAUGACUAUACCUUUCUGUGCUUAGCAUGAAUUGUUCCUUAUGUAAGAUUGUUUUUGAAACCUGAUGAUUGUAGCAUGAUAUUUCCACUUAAGUCUUUCAGAAUUUCCUAAAAUUUGCUCAGUGAUGAGCUGAAAAACACGACAAUGUCCAGCUUCUUUACUUAGUUGGUAACAAACCCCACAGUAGCUGUGGCUUUAUGCACAACUCAGUGUUAAGAAAUAAACUCAGCACAGCUCAAGGUAGCAUCACUAAUUAUAAAACAUGCUGGGACAUUUGGUUGAAAAAAAGGCAAUGCAGAGGAUCUGUUGCUGCUGUGCAGCUGUCCCCAUUAUGCUGUUUACUGUAUUUACUGCAAUCAAUUAAGCCUGUUCUUGUGAUUUGUAAGAUACUGGGUACAGGGCCAAACCUGAAAACCAUCAUAGCAACAUUUACAUUUAAAUCAUGCUCUGUUAUGCAAAUAUUUUUAAGAAUUUCCCAAUUGGCUAAAGGCCAAGUGUAAUGUCUGGGUUUAGCCUGUAUGUAUUUAUAUAUACAGUCUAUGGUAAUGACAGAUGAAUGGGGUAAAACAUGAUGUAUGUUUCUGUUGUUAGACAGAUGCAUGAGUAUAUACAGCAGCGUUUCUUAACCUUUGGGUCAGGAUCCUAUUUCAGGUCACUUGGUAUGCAUUUGGUGUAGUGGGAUAUUUCUUAAACUAAAAAAUGAUAUUAUUUAAUAAAUGAUCAUAAUCAGUAUAAUAUUUAUUUUUAGAGAUGUUAACCUCCAGUUCAUGACAUCUUAAGAAUUCUCUAAUAAAUAUUAUACAUUCAAAAUGUUGGGAUAAAGAGACGGGGUCAUGGGCCACAAAAGGUUAAGAAACCCUGAUAUACAGAGAGGGAGAAACGGAGAUUCUACAUUUGAACUUUUAAACCUUGUUGGCUUUAUUCAGCCCUCAGUUUAUGCUCCACACUGACCCCUACGGGCCAAAGCCACACUGAGAGUGGGAGAUACGGUUUUGGUAUUCAUCCUGAUUGUCUUGUUCUAUCCUAUCACAUCCUUUUUACUGUCACAUUCGCUUUUCUUCCUUCUCCGCAGGUCUGGCCUUCCUUUUUAAAUGUCAGACCUAGUGAUUGAGAGAACACCUUGUUUUUAGUCUUUGGUGUGUCCUUUCCUGUGCCUUCAGUGAAAUCUCACUCUUGGCUCUGUACAGGCUGGCGGCGCUGCACCUGCAGCCUCUUGGGCUCAAUAUAAAGUUGAUCAAGCCAAGAAAUACCCACCUAAGCACAGAAAUAAAAGUAGGCAGCUUUCUUUAAUGUACAUUAUCUUAGCACUGGCUAUUUGGGUCUUAGUGAAAACUUCCAAUUAUGACACAGAAAUGGAGCUUUACAGCAUGGUAUUUCAUCUAUGCUAAAGCUGCACAACUUAAAUCAUGAAAUGACCAAGAAACCCAGCAAACCAGCAGUUUUAAAAUAAUGUUUUGCACUCUUUCAGGUGCCUGCACUUUCUAUUAUGUAGCUUAAUACAUCAUUUUUGAUAAGUAUGUUAAGUCUUUAUAUUUACCAGUUUUCUUCAUCCAAGUAAAAUAUAUUAUUUAUUUUCCACUUUUGUGUGAUAUAUUUCUCUCCAAGCCAAAUGUAAUAGUUUACCUUAAUGCUUCCACUAUUUAGCAGCAAUGUAUUAAGUUGCAAUCCGGCAUAAAAUCAGAUGGGGAUCAUAUUUGGACUACUGGUUGGAUAAAAGGCAGAUAUUAGCUGUGAGUGACAACUAAAUAUAUUAUGCUUUAAUUAUGAUAGUUGUUAUCCAAAGUACAGUAAACUGUUGUCAUUUUGAGUCACAGCUGGAUUUAUCCGUUCACUUUAUAACUGUCACCACACUGUAUUAAUAUACUAAGCUGUAUGCUGUAUAGGAUUGUAAGCACAGAAAGGAGAGAGAGUGUUUGUAUAGACACACGACAUGUGAUUAAUCCUAGGUCUAUAUACUGUCAUUCUUAAGUGGAACGUGUAAACUGUAUGUAUUGUUACAAACUUUAGUUUCCAUUGACUCAUACAUUGAGUUGUAUUAACAUUUACUGCUUAUAUAAUUGUGUGUAUUACAACAACAGGCAAAAGAAAGAACAUACCACACUCACAAAACUAUUAAGGGCUUUCAAGAAAACAUACAACAAUCAGAAUGUUUUGCUGCUGUUGCAAAAAUGUUUUGGAAUUUAAAAUUUGUAAUAUUUUUCAACCACUGUGAUUUGUACAAUAUUUAAAAAAAAAAAAAAAA
This is a messenger RNA of Gymnodraco acuticeps, 8028 nucleotides long. RefSeq names its product Rho related BTB domain containing 4 (gene rhobtb4). NCBI's taxonomy places the organism in Eukaryota, Metazoa, Chordata, Actinopteri, Perciformes, Bathydraconidae. The coding region runs from base 458 to 2662 and encodes 734 amino acids. The record is from RefSeq and is a predicted model, not a curated record. Gene Ontology annotation, biological process: small GTPase-mediated signal transduction. Gene Ontology annotation, molecular function: protein binding; GTPase activity; GTP binding. The transcript has 11 exons.